AUGUUGGCACAAGGUCUUGACAAACGAACAUUGAAGGAUUUAGCUAAUGAUAUCAUUAGUCGCGAUUUUAACUGUGUACGCUUGACUUGGUCGACUCAUAUGUUCACUCGCUACUCCCACAUGACUAUCAUUGAUGUUCUAGACAAUCUUGAUAUUCAAAAUGUCAAAAGUGGAGUUCAAAAACACAACCCUAAGAUGUUGAAUAUGACAGUGGAUCAUGCAUUCAAAACUGUUGUCUAUGGCUUGGGCAAUGCAGGUCUCAUGAUUGUUUUGGACAACCACAUUAGCCAGCCGAGAUGGUGUUGCUCUCUCGAUGAUGGCAAUGGCUUCUUUGGAGACCGUCAUUUUGACACUCUUGAAUGGCUUCAGGGCUUGGACUAUGUUGCUAGACAUUUCACUUGGCAUUCUCAAGUGAUAGGAAUGAGCCUAAGAAACGAACUCCGAGGGCCAUAUACAAACAUGGACAAUUGGUACAAAUACGUGAAGGAAGGAAGCCACUUGAUCCACACAAAAAACCGUAAACUCCUAGUAAUAAUUUCAGGUAUAACCUUCGAUAACGAUCUAAGCUUCCUAAAGAAAAAGUCAUUAGGGUACAACUUGCACAAUAAAGUAGUGUUGGAGGCACAUUUGUACCCGUUCAGUGGGAGUGAGAAAUUACCCGAAAGCAAGUUUGUGAAGAAGCCAUUAAACAUAGUAUGCAACCAAGUGAUGGAAAAAUUCGAGAGAGAAGCUGGAUUUGUGGUGAACAUGGAGGAUGAACCAUAUCCAUUGUGGCUUAGUGAAUUUGGGUACGAUCUAAGGGGUGACAACAAGGCUCAAAACAGGUUCAUGAGUUGCUUUUUGGCUCAUAUUGUUGCCAAGGAUCUUGAUUGGGCUUAUUGGGCUUUUCAAGGAACUUACAUGUAUAGACAAGGUCAAGAAAGUGUCGAUGAAACUUUUGGUGUCAUGGAUAGCACUUGGACUAAUGAUCGAAACCCUCAACUCAAUCAAAUGCUUCAACUUGCUAAAAGAAUCAACCAAGAUCCAAAUUCGAAUGCAUCAAUGUCAUACAUAAUAUUACAUCCAGUAUCGGGACAAUGUAUCAGAUCAAAUGGUCAAGGAGGAAUUGUACUUGGUGAUUGCUUGACGCCAACACACUGGACCCACAGCGGAGAUGGAAGUUCAAUGAAGUUGUCGAACGGGCAAUGUUUGCAGUCGGCUGGAGAUGGCAAACCCCUCAUUGUCUCAGCCGAAUGCUCCAGUGACGGAAGCAAAUGGACGAUGGCUUCAAAGGCUAAGCUUCAAUUGGCCACCAAAAGCGGUGGAGAAAACUUUUGUUUAGAGAAGAAAUCUAAUACUAAAAUUGUUGUGAAGAGAUGCAUUUGCCUUGAAGAUGAGUUGAAUUGCUUUAACGAUCCUCAGCCCCAGUGGUUCAAGCUUGUUCCAACAAAUGUUGCUUAG
Messenger RNA from Cucumis sativus (cucumber), 1440 nucleotides. RefSeq names its product glycosyl hydrolase 5 family protein. Gene Ontology annotation, molecular function: hydrolase activity, hydrolyzing O-glycosyl compounds. The record is from RefSeq and is a predicted model, not a curated record. Bases 1 to 1440 code for a protein of 479 amino acids. NCBI's taxonomy places the organism in Eukaryota, Viridiplantae, Streptophyta, Magnoliopsida, Cucurbitales, Cucurbitaceae. The transcript is spliced from 3 exons.